AUGGCAGUCAUCACUACACAGCUGAGUUCUGGCUGGAAAGUCAAGCAAACAGAUGAUGAUUCCAGCAAUGCAUGGCUUCCAGUAUCUAAGGUGCCGACCUCGAUCCACCAGGAUCUGCUAGACAAUGGAAAAAUCCCUGACCCUUUUGUCGACAUGAACGAACUGUCCGUCAGAUGGAUAGCAGAAAAAUCCUGGACGUAUCGCACAACUUUUCCGUCCCCAACAAAUGUCCACAGCCGUGCGCGAACCGAUUUAGUUUUCAAAGGACUCGACACAUUCGCUACAGUCACCUUGAACGGAAAAAGAAUCCUCCAAACGGACAAUAUGUUUCUCGAAUAUCGAGUCGACAUUACAGGCCUCUUGAACUCAACUUCCAACGGGUCGUCCAACGAGCUGAAAAUCGUCUUUGACUCCGCUCUCCUCCGUGGCCGAGAACUCGUCAGGCAGCAUGAGCACGAGCAUCGGCAUAUCGCGCACCAGACGGAACAGAGCCGACUUCCCGUCCGCAAGGCUCAAUAUCACUGGGGCUGGGACUGGGCGGGCAUUCUGAUCACAACGGGGCCUUGGAGGCCUGUUUUCUUGGAGUCGUACGUUGGCCGCGUUGAUGAUGUUUGGUUUCAGGGCCAGGUCAGUUCAGAUUUGAAAUCUGUGUCUGGAAAGCUGUUCGCUCGAGCAAGUCUUGCCGGACAAAAGCCUCGCCCAGGUCUUCGAGUAAAGUUCACGCUGUCUCUUGACGGACGUGUGGUAUAUGAAUCUCAGGGUGACUCUGAUGGUGAUGGAGUGGCUAUGGCUGCCUUUAGGACCGAAGAGCCAACGCUCUGGUACCCACACGGCUAUGGGAAGCAAACUCGCUACAGACUCAAGGCCGUCCUUGUCGGAACAGAUAGUGAAUCCGAGAUGAGUUCGAAAUCCAAGUUCGUGGGGUUCCGACGCUGCGAACUUAUUCAGGAGAGAGAUGAUUUCGGCAAAUCAUUCUACUUCCGCAUCAACAAUGUCGACGUCUUUGCUGGUGGAUCUUGUUGGAUUCCGGCCGAUAAUUUUCUCUCACACAUUGGUCCGGACAGGUAUAGAAAGUGGAUGGAGCUGAUGAUUCAAGGAAACCAAAUCAUGACGAGGAUUUGGGGGGGUGGAAUCUAUGAAGACGACGCAUUCUUCGACGCCUGCGACGAACUUGGGAUUCUCGUCUGGCAAGACUUCUGCUUCGCCUGUGGCAGUUAUCCCACGUACCCAUCCUUCUUACAUCAAAUCGAACAAGAAGCACGAUACAACGUCCGACGACUCCGCAGCCAUCCGUCCCUGGUCAUCUGGGCCGGGAAUAACGAGGAUUACCAGAUCCAGGAGAAAUACUCACUCGACUAUGACUACGAAGGCGACAAGGACCCAGAAUCGUGGCUCAGGUCCUCAUUCCCGGCACGAUAUGUUUACGAGUAUCUCCUGCCCAAGGUGGUGGAGCAGGAGGAUCCUGGAUCUGUAUAUCAUCCGAGUAGCCCGUGGGGAGACGGGAAGAAGACAUUCGAUCCGACGGUGGGCGAUAUUCAUCAAUGGAAUGUCUGGCACGGCAUGAUGAAACGACAUCAAGAACUUCCCACGAUGGGUGGUCGGUUCGUCAGCGAAUUCGGUAUGGAGGCAUAUCCGCACCUUUCAACCAUCUCCUCCGCCAUCACCGAUCCGGCGCAACAAUACCCAGGCUCGAUGGUCAUGGACUACCAUAACCGGGCCAUCGAUCACGAACGUCGUCUCAUAACAUACGUCGCCGAAAACUUUCAGAUCAAAUACGACCUACCGUCUUUCACGCACUUGACGCAACUCACGCAGUCCGACGCCAUGGGUUUUGCUUAUCGUUCCUGGCGGCGUGACUGGGGCACACCCGGGGCGCGAAAAUGUGGCGGCGUUCUCGUCUGGCAGCUCAAUGACUGUUGGCCGACCAUGUCAUGGGCGGUUGCCGAUUACUAUCUCGUCAAGAAGCCUUCGUUCUACGCCAUCGCGCGAGCACUGACACCUCUGGCCGUUGGCGUCGCGAGACCAUUCCAUGACUGGACUUCUGGCCAUGCGGACCCAACUCGCGCGACGCGCGAUCACACUUUCGAUGUUUGGAUUGCAAGUUCGCGGACGGAAACUGUACAGGCCGACGUUGAAGUGCGAUUCAUCUCUAUCAAGACAGGUAAGGACAUCGCUGCGGCCGUGGAGAAGAACAUCGACGUCCAACUCAACUGCACGACCGACGUCCUUAAGCAAGCGAGUGCGGAUGUCUCUUCAUCAUCAUCACCGCAUGAUCCUAGACAGCCAUUCAACACCGCUACCCACGAUCCGUACGUCAUCCACGCGCGUCUCACUGUCAGCGGCACAUGUAUUAGUACAGACACCGCCUGGCCUCAUCCAUUGAAAUAUCUCGCCUUCGACGACCGAGGCAUCAAAGUUCAAUUAUCAUCGGCUAAAGAUAAACUGAUCGUUACGGCCAACAAACCCGUGCAUGGUUUCGUGUUCCGGGAGAAUCGCGACUGGGUUGUCUUCAGUGACAACGGGUUCGAUGUUAUGCCUGGCGAGGAGGUCGUGGUGGAUAUUAAAUGUCCUGAGGGAUUUGAGAUGAGUGAACUGAGAUGGACUUAUCUCGGUGCUGAGUCGGGGUUGAUGGGAUUUGCAGGAGAAGGAGAGCAGAAAUUGGCGCCCAAAUUGUGA
Messenger RNA from Rhinocladiella mackenziei CBS 650.93, 2676 nucleotides. RefSeq lists its product as uncharacterized. Bases 1 to 2676 code for a protein of 891 amino acids. The transcript is spliced from 4 exons. Gene Ontology annotation, biological process: glycoprotein catabolic process. Gene Ontology annotation, molecular function: beta-mannosidase activity. Lineage: Eukaryota; Fungi; Ascomycota; Eurotiomycetes; Chaetothyriales; Herpotrichiellaceae. The record is from RefSeq and is a predicted model, not a curated record.